Triticum aestivum (bread wheat) is the source of this 713-nucleotide messenger RNA. RefSeq lists its product as uncharacterized. The coding region runs from base 102 to 713 and encodes 203 amino acids. NCBI's taxonomy places the organism in Eukaryota, Viridiplantae, Streptophyta, Magnoliopsida, Poales, Poaceae. The record is from RefSeq and is a predicted model, not a curated record. The transcript has 4 exons.
ACCUUCCUUCCCCUGCUCGAUCUCUUCGCACGCGAGCCACCAGGCGGCCGGAGCUGUUGCCAUCGCCUGAUUGGCGAUCGCACGUGCGUGCGGCGGCGCGGAUGGAGCAGCAAAUCCAUCCCUCGCCCCCUUUGAUUCUGAUCCCUGCAGUCCGCAACGGGCAUCAGGCAUCGAUGCAAUCUCCAAGCCACAGCCCACAGAUUCAGGGACAUGGUUUUCUUUUCGUACUGUCCAGCAGGCUGCAGUACAAAGGUACAAGACUAAGAGUCUUGGUUUCGGUGGUGGUGAAUCGUGAUCUGGCCUUGCCGGAGAUUUGUAGAUUGAACCGGACAGGAACAAAGAGACGACGAGCAAAGCCUAAAAGCGGAAAUGAGAAUAUAAUUGAGGAGAGCAAUGUUACCACCAAUAUUGGUCAUGAUGCCAUUGGCUGCAAGAGACCAAAAAGAGAAGUUGCCCGUUCGAAUUUCAGUGAGAAGGCACUUGAAUUAUCUGAAGAAGAUUCACUUGUCACACCCAAGAAAAUCAGAAUUGAGGAGGAAACGGAGGCAGUUAUGUUGACAAGAACAGGAAUCAAUUAUGUACUAUGUGAGGCUCGACCAGGUGCUUCGUCCGCGUCCUCUACCGGCCAUCGGUGUUUUCUACCUUGCUCAAGUGCUCCCAACCCGACGCCGUGCUUUUUCCGUCCGGAUCUUUGCUUUGGAUCAAGGAUAUAG